Messenger RNA from Gamsiella multidivaricata, 1362 nucleotides. RefSeq names its product kinase-like domain-containing protein. The annotation marks the transcript as partial. NCBI's taxonomy places the organism in Eukaryota, Fungi, Mortierellomycota, Mortierellomycetes, Mortierellales, Mortierellaceae. Gene Ontology annotation, molecular function: ATP binding; protein kinase activity. Gene Ontology annotation, biological process: protein phosphorylation. The transcript has 8 exons. The record is from RefSeq and is a predicted model, not a curated record.
AAGCUGCUGCUCGUCUCGCUUCUCGAUAACUUUUGUCUUCUUUACGACCAGAGCCCGGAAAGGAACCGAAAGCUCUUUUAUGUUAUCUGCAAGACGCUGAGCAACAUGGGCAUCAUUGACGAAGAGUACCUUGAGGAGAUGAGUACCGUACGAUCAUCAUACCAACGAGCCUUCCGAUCCUUGAGUUAUUCAGACUCGUUCUCAUCCAAAGGCAUUAUUCCCUCUGCAACUAUGUCCUUCGGCGACAUGUUUGACAAUGAUCCCACGCGCUACAAGCACGACUUUGUGGAGAUUUGCAAGCUUGGAAAGGGCGGAUUCGCAAGUGUUUUCAAGGCAAGGAACAAACUGGACGGGAUCGAGUAUGCGAUCAAGAAGAUUCGACUGCGUGGGAGCGCCAAAAUGCGAUACGAGAAGAUUUUUCGUGAGAUUAAGUUCCUGGCGCGUCUCGACCACAAGAACGUGAUUCGCUACUAUUCGUCAUGGCUCGAACAUGCCGAUUAUCCGCUCCCGCAGCGCAAAAUGUACGACGGCGGUGAACUGGACACCAAUGGAGAAUUCGACGACGAGUACGAUGAUGAGCAGCUGAUAGCGCGCGACUUGACGCUGUUUAUUCAGAUGCAACUGUGUCAGACUACCCUGCAGGACUAUCUUGUCUAUCGUAACGAGCGUUCGCAGACGUACCAUGAGGAUCUUGUCGACCCAGCCGCAAACCAGCAUAUCUUCAGGGCUAUUGUCGAGGGUGUUGCAUAUAUCCAUGACCAGGACAUGAUUCACAGAGAUCUGAAGCCGAGUAAUAUCUUUUUGGGGAUGCCAGCUACCCUGGAACAUCAACGGGCGCAACAGCUACGACAGGAUCAGUGCGGGCAGGACUCGCUCUCUUUGGGAUCUAAUGGGUCUAAUCACAUGGGUACUUUGGCGAUGCUGUCCGGCAACGAGAGCCAGCAUGAUUUCCCAGCGGCAUUGCUUUCGAACGACCCUAGCCAGCCUCCAUUGACGAAGGAACAGAAUCAGGAGGAACUCUUUAUGAACAUCGAAUCGAUGAUUCCGAAGAUCGUGACAUCGGGGUCGGGGUCUUCACGGACAAGAACUACUGCGGUUGGGACUGUUACUUACGCCUCGCCGGAGCAGCUUGCAAGGCCUAAUCUUGGCUAUGACCAAAAGGCGGAUAUCUACUCGCUCGGCAUCAUCUUUUUCGAGCUCUACCAUCCCUUUUCGACCUUGAUGGAGCGCCAUGCAGUACUGAGGACGCUUCGGACUGGAGAGUUGCCUCCGGAGUUCGUGAGUCGGUGGCCAAAAGAAGCCGCCUUCGUGCUAUGGCUGAUGGCGGAAGAUCCGCAGUUGCGACCGACAGCGCGCGAGAUC